This is a messenger RNA of Prorocentrum cordatum, 845 nucleotides long. The record is from the annotation of a GenBank genome assembly. NCBI's taxonomy places the organism in Eukaryota, Dinophyceae, Prorocentrales, Prorocentraceae.
AGCGGCUCGGAGGGGCGGGCGGCCGCUCCCCGCGGCCCGCCUGGGCGGCUCGCGCGCCACCUCGGUGGCCGCGGCGCGGAGGGCGAUGAUGGACAAGUCGCUCUCGCGCACGCUCCAGCAGCUGGAUCAGUUCAGGGUGGUGUCGCGGGACCUCACGCGCGGCACGCUGACUGGCGGCGUGUUCACCGCCCUGGCGUACGCGUGCCUGGCGCUGCUGCUGAUCGCGGAGACGUCGGCCUUCCUGAGGACCACCUAUGCCACCAACAUAGUUAUGGACCGGAACAACGAAGAGCUGAUCAACGUCAAUUUCGACAUCCUCAUGUUCGACCUCCCCUGCAAGUACCUCAAGAUCGGGGUGUGGGACAUGUUCGGGGAGGAGAGGAUGAACAGCACCGAGGCCUUCAGCUACCGGACGGUCGAUCACAAGGGGGAUCUCUCCAGGGCCUACACGCCCGCGGAGAUCGCGGUGCUCGAGCAGACCGACUCCCUCACGGACGUCACGGAGGAGGAGAAGAAGGACCUAAACGCGGACUGGGCUUCCACCGACGACCAUUUCCACCACAACGACUUCAACGCCGCCGUGACCUUCCACGACUACACCAUCGUGAACUUCUUCGCGGAGUGGUGCGUGCACUGCCGAAAAUUCUCGCCCACUUGGAUGGAGGCGGCCAGCUUGAUGAGCGAGAAGGCCGAGUUCCGCGACGCCGACGGGCGCAUGGCGAGCGCCGCAGCCCGCUUGCAGUGUCCACCGUCGUCGGGCCGAUCUCGUUCGACAUCGAUUUCGGCGGGCCCGGUCCGACUCGAUUUUUGGGCUUACGCCACGCCGCCGAGCCCUUGGGGAACUG